AUGUCGCUUGUUGGGUACAUUAGCGGUCACAGUAAAAGCAAAAGCGGUCACAGUGGAAAGAAAUGUUAUCCCUCCAUAUGUGUACCCAAUCCUUGCCAGAAUGCAGGUACUUGUGCAAUAGUAAACAAUCAGCAUGAGUGCACUUGUGCUACUGGAUACAACGGCACAUACUGUGAAACAGUCACAUGUGAAACCAAUCCUUGCCAGAAUGCAGCUGCCUGUGCUAUACAAAACAGUCAGCAUGAAUGCACUUGUGCCGUGGGAUAUGACGGCACAUACUGUGAAAAUGUCACAUGUGAAACCAAUCCUUGCCAGAGUGCAGGUACCUGUGCUAUACAAAAUAAUCAGCAUGAAUGCACUUGUGCCGCUGGAUACGUUGGCACUUACUGUGAAAAUGUCACAUGUGAAACCAAUCCUUGCCAGAAUGCAGGUACCUGUGCUAUACAAAACAAUCAGCAUGAAUGCACUUGUGCCGCGGGAUAUAACGGCACAUACUGUGGAAAUGAUAUUGAUGAAUGUGCAUUAAAUACCGACUGCUGUCAUGGUACGUCUAGCAUAUGCACCAACACAGUUGGGAGUUAUACUUGCAGCUGUAGCAGAGUGGACUGGGCACUAGGGACAGAUAACUGCGAAUGUGUCGACCUUUCGGAGACUGUUUUUCGUGUUCAGACCGGAAACGGCGAGAAUACCGUCAAUGCGUGGGUUAAUGGUGGAUCCGGAACAACAAGUGAUCAAAGUUGCAUAUCGACUGACCAGUUUUCAGGGUGCUCUAAACAUUACAGAAACCCUUCUGUCAACAACUGGAACACCUUGAAUGUCAAACAGGUUCGCUAUUCAUUGUAUAAAAACGAGACGGAAGUGGCCUACGUGUUGUUCGAUGGCGAAGGAAGCAGUAUGACCAACUGGUUUACACGCUCAAGGAUAAUUAUCAGCAGUUAUGAAGACAUAACUUAUGCAAGUGGCUGGAUCCUUUUUGGCAUUGAUCCUGGAUUUGAGGAAAGAAAUUUCAUCAUACAACACGAGGUCGGAAACUGCGAAUAUGCUGAUAUAACCCACUUCCUCACAAUAGACAGGAGUGGUUGCUGUUGUUAUUACGAUGGUUUUGGAAAUAAUCCGUAUAUCUGGUACAGUGUUGGGACAACAGCACACAGUACGGGAAACAGAUUUGACUUUGAAUUUGCUGACACGGCAAUGAUCAGCAUCAUACAACACUAAAAUGUAAACAGUCUACUUACGGAUUUAUCAAGAGUAUAUAAAAUAUGCAGAAUGCGAAAACUAUAUAUGCAAAUGACCUGUCUAUACGCACUGACAAAUGUCUGGAGUUAAAUAACCUCAUGAGUAACAACAUAAAAUGAUAAGAUUUCUUCAUGUUGUACUGAAAAAUAAAAUGCUAGCAUAU
This is a messenger RNA of Mercenaria mercenaria, 1399 nucleotides long. RefSeq names its product protein jagged-1-like. Gene Ontology annotation, molecular function: calcium ion binding. The transcript is spliced from 12 exons. Lineage: Eukaryota; Metazoa; Mollusca; Bivalvia; Venerida; Veneridae. Gene Ontology annotation, biological process: establishment or maintenance of epithelial cell apical/basal polarity; heterophilic cell-cell adhesion. Bases 1 to 1215 code for a protein of 404 amino acids. The record is from RefSeq and is a predicted model, not a curated record. Gene Ontology annotation, cellular component: protein-containing complex; plasma membrane.